ACCCCCCUUCCCCUCUCCCUCACGAAGGCGCGCCUCGCUCGUCUUCCCCACUGGCACGGCCACACUCCGCUCGAGCUCGGCGGCAUCCAUGGCGAUGCGGCUCCUGUCCCCAUCCACGCCUCCUCCUCUCUUCCCGAACCCUGGCCCGAAGCCACCAGCCUCCGCCGCCGCCGCGUCGUCGUACUUCUCCCUCCGCCUCCGCCGGGCGCGGGCGGCUGCAGCGGCUGGCGUGGUCGCGGCGGGGGUGCCCGAGCGCGACGGCGGACGCUUCGAGGGGGAGGCGAUGGGCGGGGCGUUCGACAGGGGCCUUGCGGAGAUCGCGAGGAAGGUUCCGCUCUUUGAGCCGGCAACGGACGGGGAGCUCGCCGCCGCGGCAGGCGAGCGGCCGCUGCCCAUCAACCUCGAGCUCUGGCUCUACCGCGCCAAGGUUCACACAAGGAAGUUCGAGUUCCCUGAAGCAGAGAAGCUCCUCGACAAGUGCAUCUCAUUCUGGCCUGAAGACGGACGUCCGUAUGUGGCACUCGGGAAGCUAUACAGCAAGCAGUCGAGGUUUGACAAAGCUAGAGCGGUUUAUGAAAGGGGCUGUCAAGCGACACAAGGCGAAAACCCAUACAUUUGGCAGUGCUGGGCAGUCCUAGAAAGCAAGGGUGGAAAUAUUCGAAGGGCACGAGAGCUGUUUGAUGCUGCUACUGUGGCUGAUGCAAAGCACAUUGCAGCUUGGCAUGGGUGGGCAAUUUUAGAAAUAAAACAAGGAAACAUAAAGAAGGCGCGGAACCUACUUGGGAAAGCUCUAAAAUAUUGUGGAGGAAAUGAGUACAUUUACCAAACUCUUGCUUUGCUUGAAGCUAGAGCAGAGCGCUUUGAACAAGCACGAACUUUGUUCCAACAAGCCACUCGAUCGAAUCCCAAAAGUUGUGCAAGCUGGCUAGCUUGGGCUCAGGUAGAAAUGCGUGCAGGAAAUAAUACCAUGGCCAGGAAGCUCUUCGAGAAAGCUGUCCAGUCCAGUCCUAAGAACCGAUUUUCAUGGCAUAUAUGGGCACUAUUUGAGGCAAACGAAGGUAACAUUGACAGGGCAAGAAAGUUGCUUAAGAUUGGCCAUGCUGUGAACCCUAGGGAUCCUGUAAUUCUCCAGUCACUUGCACUGCUAGAAUACAACUAUUCAUCUGCAAAUGUUGCUCGAGUAUUAUUCAGAAAAGCAUCGCAGAUUGAUCCAAGACAUCAGCCAGUUUGGAUAGCUUGGGGGUGGAUGGAGUGGAAAGAAGGGAACGUGAGAACAGCAAGGACCCUCUAUCAAAGAGCUUUAUCAGUUAAUUCAACAAAUGAGUGCGCUGCUCGUUGUCUUCAGGCUUGGGGAGUCCUAGAACAGCGUGCUGGUAACUACACCGCUGCCAGAAGAUUGUUGAGGUCUUCACUGAGCAUAAAUUCUCAGAGUGAGGUGACAUGGAUGACAUGGGCAGCACUAGAGGAGGAACAGGGGGAUCCAGUUCGAGCUGAAGAAAUUCGGAACCUUUAUUUUCAGCAGCGUACUGAAGUUGUCGACGAUGCCUCCUGGGUUAUGGGCUUCCUCGACAUCAUAGACCCUGCCCUGGACAGCGUGAAGAAGCUCCUAAACCUAGAUCAGCCAUCCGGGCCGGCGCGGCAAGACAUUGUGAAAAGCACAGCAGACCCAAGCAGUCCCACCAUCAGGAGCUCUGCAGCUGGGGAGUAUUCAGAAAGUUCUACAACCGGAGGUUCAGAUACUUCCGUCCUCUCCAGCAACGACGGCAAGGAUAAAGCCGAAGCUGCGGAGACUCCAGAAAGCACUGGUUUUGAUCUGGACGGCUUCAUCAAAAAGAGGCUGUCCCUGGAUCCGGCGGAGCUGGAUGCGGUGCUUGAGGGUUCCGAUCCGAGGGGAGUAGUUUCUCAGAGGAGGAAACGGCGGUUGCCCAGGAAGCCUCUUCCCCUUCUCCCUGUUCCGUAAUUUUUUUUCCACUUCAGCCCAUGCCCAUGCCCACCGUGCAAAGCGUCGACCACUGACAGGUACUGUGACUCGCCAUGCAGUACGAGUCUGUGUAUAUCUCCGAGAGCAGCCCUGCUGCCAUCAGCAGUCACCUGUUAAUUGUUACUCCACUCAGGUGUAUUUUUUUUUUCGAAAGACCGGUACAUUACCGGCAUGUAUUAAUAAGAAGGGUGACUUUUACAUGCGCAAAACACGCAUACAUCCCGGCACGAACAGACCGUUCGACAGGGCCGAAGAGAAGAAACGGAUUACUCGCUAGACUGUGCUGCGACUAUGGCGGAGAGGUGUUUGCCGCCCACCAUGCUCCAUUGCGCGCCGUGCCUCAUCUUGAAUGCUGGAUACCCAGGUGUACGUAAUUCUGUCACACGCUGUUCCUAGAAGCGUUUUAGCUCUGUAAAUAAUGUCUACGCAUUCAUUUACAUAGUUUUUUCCACCGAAUUAUGAAGAGAUACUUUGCCAAUGCCAUUAUUUUU
Phragmites australis (common reed) is the source of this 2472-nucleotide messenger RNA. Its product is annotated as protein high chlorophyll fluorescent 107-like. Gene Ontology annotation, molecular function: single-stranded RNA binding; mRNA binding; protein binding. Lineage: Eukaryota; Viridiplantae; Streptophyta; Magnoliopsida; Poales; Poaceae. The record is from RefSeq and is a predicted model, not a curated record. Gene Ontology annotation, cellular component: chloroplast. Bases 89 to 1960 code for a protein of 623 amino acids. The transcript is spliced from 8 exons. Gene Ontology annotation, biological process: mRNA processing; regulation of translation.